Molecule: messenger RNA, 1252 nt
Organism: Chlamydomonas reinhardtii
Lineage: Eukaryota; Viridiplantae; Chlorophyta; Chlorophyceae; Chlamydomonadales; Chlamydomonadaceae
Exons: 1
Coding region: 119-325 (68 amino acids)
Source: RefSeq, a predicted model, not a curated record
GUAGCGUCGUAACUGCGUACAAGUGGGCAGCUAACUUUUGCGUGUCUGUGUCAAGCAUAAUCGUUUUCAUAUCGCUACCUGUAUCUUGGCAACCAACAUCCGGCACGCGCUGGUGGAGAUGCUGCUGGGGCACAAGCGACCUGCAUCGCUGCAGACUGGCGGCGGCGGCGGCGGUGGCAGCGGCGGCGGCGGUGGCAGCGGCGGCGGCGGCGGCAGCAGCAGCGGGGGCGUGUGCGCGCAUCUUGGUAGCGGAGGGGGCGGGAAAGGCCACGUGGAAGAGGAGAGCGCAGCACCGCCCAAGAAGCGGCGCAAGCGCGCAAGCUGAGGAGCCGGCUGGUGUCUAGGUGUGUGAUGGGACAGGGUUCAAGGCAGGUUGGCGAGGUCCCGUAGGGUGCAGCCGAUGCCCAGACCCGUAAGCAGACAGCAAACAGUUUGCAGUGGCAGAGCAGAAGUGCAUGGCUGGUCGAACGCCGGCGUUACUGUACCGACAAGUUGCUGGCUGGCUGGAAGUUUGCUGAUGCGCAUUCCUCACGCUCCGGGCGCCCGGCCAGGCGAUAGCACCACACAGACAGACCGCAACGCCACACUCGCGAUGCAGAGCCGCAGCGCACCUGCAGGAAGAUGACCAGCGUCCACGGAUGAGCACCAGAGGCAACCGCCGAGAAAAUGCAGACAGAAUGCAGCAAAGCAGUGGCCGGGCGACAGCGUGACAAGCAGGGGCGAAAACAGGGCGAGGCAAGGCAGAAAAGGGAGCCCGAAUGUACGGAUGAGUGGCGGGCGAGUCGAAUGCGAUUGCGAGACAAACACAACCGGAGUGUGAGGAAGCGCCGCGGGUUGGCAUUGGGAGUGUCGUGGCUGAAGUUCGGGACAGAGAGCUGUAUCGCGCGCCCUAUUGUCCCUUCAAUUGUAAUCCGCAUCCUAAGGACCGAGUGCGGUUAGCGGAGUGUUUGCUGGCGAGUCGCGCUGGCGCUGGCGCUGCAGUGUAGUGUGAAACAGGAGUCAAAUACAAAGCAGGAAGGCACUGACGUUGGUAGGUAGCGGUCCGCGGUGGGGCUGGCAGGGCAUGCGUAGCGGCAUGACAAGUAGUGCGGCUGUUGACAACUGUGCUGCGUCUGGCUGCGGCUGGCCCUGCUGUGGCAUCGCGAUUGCUAGGCACCUAGUUUGGCUAUGUGCCUGUGGAAACCGACCCCGGCUAUGUCCGGGCGAUGAGGUUGUUCGGCCUCAGACUGUGGAAGGGCUCAGCCCCUUUUCC